CUUGUGGGCUGCAGGAGGACUUUGGCUUUUACAAGUGAGGUGGGAGUCAUAGAGGCUUCUGAGCAGAGGAAGAAUAUGAUCUGACUUGUGCUCACAGGCGCCCUCUGGCUGCUGCAGGGGGAACAUACUGUGGGCGGCGAGGGUGGGAUCCAGGGUACCAGGGCAGAGACGACUGCACCAGGAAGAUGCCCAUCCAGAGCGGGAAAAGUGCAUAGAUUCCGACUGUAAAGAGGUAAGACAAAGAGACAGUUAAAGCUGUCUCCAAAUGAAUGCAUUUAAAGGAUUCAUUCUUUAUUUCCAGAAAUGUUUAUUGAGCACCUACUGGGUGCCAGGCACCAUUCUGGCUUGAGGACACAGCAAUGAGCAAAGCAGUAAACAUCCUUUGGGUGCUGCCCUUGGAAUGUUGACAGCAUCGCGGGGCAGACAGAGGAAGCAAGAUAAAUUUUAAUGUAGGGUCAAGGGGCAGUACAUUUUAUGCAAUAAAACGCAGCAGAGGGGCGAGCCUUGGGGAGUGAUAGGGGCUGCACAUUGUAGGUUGGGUGGACUGGGCAGAACUGGGGAUACAUUUUGACGCGAGAGCUGUUAUCAGGAUUGGUUGAUAGAUGGCGUAUGUAGGUGGAAAUGACAGAACCUGGUGCCUGGGUGUGAAGAUGAGCUUUGAAGGGACACCCACAUAAAUACCCUCUUCUGUUGAAUGUUCAUUGUUUUCCCCCAUCUUAGGUUGGGUUCCUGAGAAGCAGAACCCAAGACAGGGAUUUGGAGCACAUGACUAAUUACCCUCUUCCAAAGCCCAGAGGAAGGCUGGCAGCUGUACACCUCGGCCCAGGCUCCCGACGGAAAAUGCAUCUGCACGGCCGUGAUCCCCGCGCAGAGCACCUGCUCCCGCGAUGGCCGGAGCCGGGAGCUGCGGCAGAUGAUGGAGAAGGUUCAGAACGUCUCCCAGUCCAUGGAGGUCCUUGAGUUGCGGACGUACCGUGACCUCCAGUACGUGCGAAGCAUGGAGACCCUCAUGCGGAGCCUGGAUGCGAGGCUCCGGGCGGCCGACGGGUCCCUUUCGGCCAAGAGCUUCCAGGAGAUGAAGGACAGGAUGACGGAGCUGUUGCCCCUGAGCUCGGUCCUGGAGCAGUACAAGGCGGACAUGAGGACCAUUGUGCGCCUGCGGGAGGAGGUGAGGAAUCUCUCCGGCAGCCUUGCAGCCAUCCAGGAGGAGAUGGGCGCCUACGGCUACGGGGACCUGCAGCAGCGGGUGAUGGCACUGGAGGCCCGGCUCCACGCCUGUGCCCAGAAGCUGGGCUGUGGGAAGCUGACGGGGGUCAGUAACCCCAUCACCAUUCGGGCCAUGGGGUCCCGCUUCGGCUCCUGGAUGACUGACACGAUGGCCCCCAGUGCGGAUAGCCGGGUCUGGUACAUGGAUGGCUAUUACAAGGGCCGGCGGGUCCUGGAGUUCCGUACUCUGGGAGACUUCAUCAAAGGCCAGAACUUUAUCCAGCACCUGCUGCCCCAGCCGUGGGCAGGCACGGGCCACGUGGUGUACAAUGGCUCCCUGUUCUACAACAAGUACCAGAGCAACGUGGUGGUCAAGUACCACUUCCGCUCGCGUUCCGUGCUGGUGCAGAGGAGCCUCCCUGGGGCCGGCUACAAUAACACCUUCCCCUACUCCUGGGGUGGCUUCUCGGACAUGGACUUCAUGGUGGACGAGAGUGGGCUCUGGGCCGUGUACACCACCAACCAGAACGCAGGCAACAUCGUGGUCAGCCGGCUGGACCCGCACACCCUCGAGGUCGUGCGGUCCUGGGACACCGGCUACCCCAAGCGCAGCGCCGGCGAGGCCUUCAUGAUCUGUGGCGUGCUCUACGUGACCAACUCCCACCUGGCCGGGGCCAAGGUCUACUUCGCCUACUUCACCAACACGUCCAGCUACGAGUACACAGACGUGCCCUUCCACAACCAGUACUCCCACAUCUCCAUGCUGGAUUACAACCCCCGCGAGCGGGCCCUCUACACCUGGAACAAUGGCCACCAGGUGCUCUACAAUGUCACCCUCUUCCACGUCAUCAGCACCGCUGGGGGCCCCUAGGGGCUGCCGUCGUCGCUCACGCAGCCACACGAGGGCCACGGGAGCCCUUUCUACUCCGCCUGUGUCCUUCCAAAUUUAUCUUUCUGUCUCUGUCCUGCCCUCUCUCUCUCUCUCUCCCCCUCUCCCCUCCUGUACUGUUUUUUCUCCCUCCACCUUUGCGCCCAGCUUUCAUUCUCUGCUUCUGUUGUCAGUGCGUUUUCUCAGUAUUGUCUCUUCUUUAUUGAUCUCUGAUUUUGAUACUUCGCUUUCUUUUUAUUGAGGCCUCUCUAUCUUUUAUUCGAUGUGACUCUCCAGCUAUCUCUGCCUGUCUCUCUCCCUCCCUCCCUUCCCUCUUUGCGUCCCACUCAGUCCUCCUCCUCCUUGGCUUCACGUCCCCUCCUCCCGACCCAAGGAGUUGAGUGCAUGGAUGUUUAUUUUAUUUACACCUUUUCUUUCCGGGUUGCUGGAAUAAACGGGACCUUUGACAUUUCA
Molecule: messenger RNA, 2548 nt
Organism: Aethalodelphis obliquidens (Pacific white-sided dolphin)
Lineage: Eukaryota; Metazoa; Chordata; Mammalia; Artiodactyla; Delphinidae
Gene: OLFM2
Product: olfactomedin 2
Exons: 6
Coding region: 914-2077 (387 amino acids)
Biological process (GO): signal transduction
Source: RefSeq, a predicted model, not a curated record